UCCACCUACUCCUCCUCCUGUCGUCUUAACUCGCCGGAGUUUUACCGCCGGUAGAAAGUGUCAGAACUUCUUCAACAUGAACCCUUCAAUUCUUCUAACACAACAGCCAUCUUCUCCUAACACUACUAUCCUCUUCACCCCAUUUCUUAAUCCUACGCCUCUCAAAAUCACAACAAAUUUCCUCACCUUUAAUCGCCGCCGGCACAGAUACAGCUGUCGCAUCCCUGUCGUUCGUUGUUCCUCAUCGUUAUCAUCAGCAGACCAACCUUCCACCACCACCACCACCACUCCCGUAACCGAUGUGUUUGGAGGGAAGAAGGAAUUGUCGGCAUUCCAAUCAAUUGUGGAUUCUAUGUCGCCGGCUGUUAGGUUAGCUAGCUCGGUUGUUGUCGUUGCCGGCGCCGUUGCUGCUGGGUAUGGAUUGGGGUUACGUAUUGGUGGGUCCUGGAAUGCUAGUUUGGGUGGGGCCGUUGUUCUGGGUGCUGCCGGUGCUGGCGCUGUUUACGCGUUGAAUUCUUCGGUUCCGGAGGUUGCUGCCGUGAGUUUGCAUAAUUACGUGGCGGGUUCAGAUCCGGGGGCAUUGAAGAAAGAAGAUAUUGAAAGCAUUGCUAGCAGAUAUGGUGUUAGCAAGCAGAAUGAAGCUUUCAAUGCUGAGCUUUGUGAUAUAUAUUGCCGAUAUGUUUCUUCUGUACUUCCUUCUGGAGGUGAAGAUCUGAAUGGUGAUGAAGCUGAUAUUAUAAUUAAAUUCAAAAACUCGUUGGGAAUUGAUGACCCUGAUGCAGCUGCCAUGCAUAUGGAGAUUGGUAGGCGUAUUUUCAGGCAACGGUUAGAAACCGGUGAUCGCGAAGCAGAUGCAGAACAGCGUCGGGCAUUUCAGAAGCUGAUUUAUGUUUCAACCCGCGUGUUUGGUGAGGCUUCAGGCUUUCUUUUACCUUGGAAGCGUGUGUUCAAGGUUACGGAAUCACAGGUUGAGGUUGCUAUACGUGACAAUGCACAACGGCUGUAUGCUUCCAAGCUAAACUUAAUUGGCCAAGAUGUUAAUGCUGAAGAUCUUGUUAGUCUGAGAGAUGCACAACUACAGAGUCGACUUUCAGAUGAGCUAGCGGAAGACAUGUUUAGGGAGCAUAUUAGAAAGCUUGUUGAAGCAAAUAUAUCAAAAAGCGUGAACGUACUCAAGUCCCGGACAAGAACAGCCAGGGAAGCCAAGCUCAUUGUUGAGGAACUUGAUAAGGUAUUGACAUUCAAUAACUUGCUAGUCUCGUUGAAGAACCAUCCUGAUGCUAGCCGCUUUGCACGUGGGGUUGGUCCAAUUUCUUUGAUAGGCGGUGACUAUGAUGGUGACAGAAAGAUGGAUGACCUAAAGCUCCUCUACCGAGCAUAUGUUGCUGAUUCUCUAUCAAUGGGUCGUAUGGAGGAAGACAAGCUUGCUGCACUGAACCAAUUGAGGAAUAUCUUCGGCUUGGGUAGAAGGGAAGCUGAAUCAAUUGCAAUAGAUGUUACCUCCAAAGUAUAUCGUAAACGUCUUGCCGAAUCCGUAACCGGUGGCGAUUUGGAAGCUGCAGAUAGUAAAGCAGCCUUCCUUCAAAAACUUUGCGAGGACUUGCACUUCGAUACCGAGAAGGCCAUUGAGAUCCAUGAAGAAAUAUACCGACAAAAGCUUCAGCAAUCCGUGAAAGAUGGAGAGCUUAGUGACGAUGAGGUUAAGGCGCUGGAGAGGUUGCAAGUUAUGCUUUGCAUUCCUAAACAAACGGUUGAGAAGAUCCAUGAGGAAAUAUGUGGCGCUUUAUUCGAAAAGGUUGUCAAGGAGGCUAUAGCUUCAGGAGUAGAUGGGUAUGAUCUCGAUGUUAAACAGUCCGUAAGGAAGGCUGCAUAUGGUCUACGGUUAACAAGGGAGGUGGCCAUGUCUAUUGCCGGCAAGGCUGUUCGGAAAAUUUUCAUAAGUUACAUUCAAAGAUCACGAGCAACAGGUAGUCGUACAGAGGCUGCAAGAGAACUAAAGAAGAUGAUUGCGUUCAACAACUUGGUGGUGACGGAACUCGUGGCGGAUAUCAAAGGAGAAUCACCCGAGACCACCACGACUGAUGAGGUCGUUAAGGCGGAAUGGAAACCCGUGGAGGAAGUAGACGAUGAAGAGUGGGAGUCAUUGCAAACGCUUCGAAAAGUCAAACCGAGCCAAGCGAAUAUCGGGAAGACAGGCCAGACUGAUAUAACCGUCAAAGACGACCUUCCCGACAGGGACAGAACUGACCUUUACAAGACAUAUUUGCUCUAUUGUUUGACCGGAGAAGUCACGCGGGUCCCAUUUGGCGCACAAAUCACCACAAAAAAGGACGACUCUGAAUAUGUUUUCUUGAAACAGUUGGGCGGAAUUCUUGGCUUGAACGACAAAGAAAUCGUUGAAGUCCAUCGGAGCUUAGCCGAACAGGCUUUCCGGCAGCAAGCCGAGGUGAUUUUGGCAGACGGGCAGCUGACAAAAGCCCGAGUUACGCAGCUAAACGAGUUGCAGCGGCAGGUCGGAUUGCCAUCCGAGUAUGCUCAAAAGAUAAUAAAGAACAUAACGAGCACAAAAAUGGCGGCUGCUCUUGAAACCGCCGUGGGCCAGGGACGGCUCAGUAUCCGGGAGAUCCGUGAGCUCAAAGGAUCUGGGAUCGAGUUAGAUGUGAUGGUGUCGCAGAGUUUACGACAGAAUCUUUUCAAGAAGACUGUAGAUGAUAUAUUUUCUUCAGGGACCGGAGAGUUUGAUGAAGUGGAAGUGUACGAAAAGAUCCCGGAAGAUCUCAGUAUCGAUGCCGAGAAGGCCAGAGGCGUUGUUCACGAACUUGCACGAACUCGGUUGUCGAAUUCUCUGAUCCAGGCUGUAUCGUUACUUCGACAGAGAAACACUUCAGGGGUGGUUUCUUCUCUGAACGAUUUGCUAGCGUGUGACAAGGCCGUACCCGCAUCACCGUUAUCGUGGGAGGUGACCGAAGAGUUGGCGGAUCUUUUUCUAAUAUAUCUGAAGAGCAAUCCGGCACCCGAAAAGCUGUCACGAUUACAGUACCUGUUGGACAUCAACGAUUCAACAGCCGAAGCGCUGCAAGGGAUGAAGGAUCGAGCAACACCAAGUAGCGGAACUAGUGAAGAGGAGUUUGUAUUUUGAGCUUGUUUUCUGUCGACGAUUAGGCAGGCGUUAUAGGUGAGGAACGAGUGACGGGUUUUGACCUGCUGAGAAUUCGAUUGCUUGAACGUGUAUUAUUUUUAAAGACCGUAAUGGCAUUAGAUAUGUCCCGGAUCAUGCAUCUGUGUGGGGGUUUACCGCGUCUGUUUUGGUUUAGUAGAGAUGUUGGAGAGUAUGUAGAUGAUGAUGAUGGACCUUCUUUUUGUCCGAAUAACGUGAUCGUGGAGAGGGACUGUAAAACGACCAUCGUAUUUGUUGUAAAAACUAUGGUGAAUUGUAUCAAAAUACAAUGAAUUUUGCCUUUUC
Molecule: messenger RNA, 3463 nt
Organism: Cynara cardunculus var. scolymus (artichoke)
Lineage: Eukaryota; Viridiplantae; Streptophyta; Magnoliopsida; Asterales; Asteraceae
Product: protein TIC110, chloroplastic
Exons: 15
Coding region: 77-3139 (1020 amino acids)
Biological process (GO): protein import into chloroplast stroma
Cellular component (GO): TOC-TIC supercomplex I
Source: RefSeq, a predicted model, not a curated record